Messenger RNA from Limulus polyphemus (Atlantic horseshoe crab), 1263 nucleotides. It is a transcript of the gene Prosalpha2, whose product is annotated as proteasome subunit alpha type-2. Gene Ontology annotation, biological process: ubiquitin-dependent protein catabolic process. Gene Ontology annotation, cellular component: proteasome core complex; proteasome core complex, alpha-subunit complex. NCBI's taxonomy places the organism in Eukaryota, Metazoa, Arthropoda, Merostomata, Xiphosura, Limulidae. Bases 142 to 849 code for a protein of 235 amino acids. The record is from RefSeq and is a predicted model, not a curated record. The transcript has a single exon.
UGUACAAUUCCUCUGAAACGCUUACACUCUAGCCUCGUUUUGUAAUUAGUGCUUUGUCAUUGGCCUGUAAGUAAGAUUAUACCAAACUGUUUUAAAGGUAAAGAUUUUUUUUUAUCAUAUCAACAUAAGUGAUCAUUCGGUAUGGCAGGUAUUGAAAGAUAUAGUUUUUCUUUGACAACUUUUAGCCCUUCAGGAAAGUUGGUACAGAUUGAAUAUGCUCUUGCAGCAGUUGCAGCUGGCGCCCCUUCUGUUGGCAUCAAAGCUUCGAAUGGAGUUGUACUGGCUACAGAGAAGAAGCACAAAUCUAUUUUAUAUGAAGAGCAUAGUAUACACAAAGUGGAAAUGAUUACUAACCAUAUAGGAAUGGUUUAUAGUGGAAUGGGCCCUGAUUAUAGACUUUUAGUGAGGAGAGCAAGAAAACUCGCCCAACAGUAUUAUCUGACUUAUGAUGAACCAAUCCCAACAGCACAACUUGUUCAACGAGUGGCUUAUAUCAUGCAAGAAUACACACAAUCUGGUGGAGUCAGACCAUUUGGUGUUUCCUUACUUAUUGCUGGAUGGGAUGAUGACAGGCCAUAUUUAUUUCAGUGUGACCCUUCAGGUGCAUAUUUUGCUUGGAAAGCUACAGCUAUGGGGAAAAACCAUGUAAAUGGCAAAACAUUCUUGGAAAAAAGAUACAGUGAAGAUUUAGAGCUCGAAGAUGCUGUACACACUGCAAUCCUGACGUUGAAGGAAGGGUUUGAGGGACAGAUGACAGCAGACAAUAUUGAAAUUGGAAUCUGCAAUGCCAAAGGUUUUCAACGUCUUUUGCCAUCUGAAGUAAAGGAUUAUUUAGCUAACAUUUCGUAGCUGCUCAUGAUUUCAGUUUUCUUACUUUUGAAGAAAAGUAACUUAGCUACAAGUCUUAAUUAUUGUAUUGUAGAAUGCUAACUAACUAUACGUUACGUAUGUGUCAAUUUGAUUUUUUUUUUGUUUCCUAGGUAUUGCCUGUUUGUAUAACAUUUUCAAUUGAACAUGUUGAUUUUUUCUCUGUUUGGGUUUUGUCAAUCAUACUUUACUGAGAAUGAUACCAUUCAAUAAUAUGUAUAGUAUGUUUAAACAUUCAUAUUGCUUUUUUUAUCUGAUGUACGUCUUUAAAAUCUUUAUUAUGUAAAACAAAAAUAUGAUAGCGUUAGGAGGUAUAAGGUAAUUAAAAAAACACGGAUGCUAAAAAACAUGUAAACCAUACAUAAUGGAGAUUAAAGAAAAAUGGUGAAAAAUUGA